Messenger RNA from Iphiclides podalirius (scarce swallowtail), 1920 nucleotides. The record is from the annotation of a GenBank genome assembly. NCBI's taxonomy places the organism in Eukaryota, Metazoa, Arthropoda, Insecta, Lepidoptera, Papilionidae.
AUGCGUCGUGAAUUAUGCUUUAAAAUAUUUUUUGUUUUUCUAUUAUUUAUUCAAAACUCUCAUCAAGUUAAGAAACAAAAAACGCAUUUGAUAACGGAUAUAAAGGAAUUUAAGGAAUUCAAGAAGCUUCUUAGGACCAAAACAAAUGUCUUGGUACUAUUUUUGAAUGCACCCAAGUCAUCAAAGUCAAUAUCAGAGAUAUUUAGGGAUACUGCUGAUGCCAUGAAAGGACGUGCAACUGUUGUCUCAAUUAAUUGUAGUAACAGUGAAAGCAAGAAGCUUUGCAAGAAGUUAAAAGUCAAUCCAGAAAAAGCAUACCACAUCAAACAUUACAAGGAUGGUGAAUACCAUAAAGAUUAUGACAGAAGUGAGACUGUAUCAGCAUUAUCGAAUUUCCUACGUGAUCCCACAGGCGAUUUGCCAUGGGAAGAAGAUCCAACAGUGAAAGACAUAUACCAUCUCCAAGAUGGGGAGGCAUUAACGAAGUUUCUUAGAAAAAUUGCUGCAAACAAAAAGUCCUUGAUUAUGUUCUAUGCGCCAUGGUGUGGAUAUUGUAAGCUCCUGAAGCCUGAGUAUGUGGCGGCGGCUGGUGAAUUAAAGGGCGAAGCACUUUUGGCUGCUAUUGAUCUUGCUAAACCGGGAAAUUCUAAAUUGAGGCAGGAGUAUAACAUAACUGGAUUUCCAACACUUCUAUAUUAUGAUAAGGGUCAAUAUCGUUUCCCCUACAACGGGAUCAACAAGCGGCAGGCGAUCGUAGACUUCAUGAGGGAUCCAGAUGCUCAUAUGGUACAGAAGGAGACAGUUGACGAAAGCUGGUCCAAUGAUUCCGAAGUGUUGUACUUGACAGAGAGUACGUUCGACGACGUACUUUCGAAGGCGGAACACGCGCUAGUCGUCUUCUACGCGCCCUGGUGCGGCCACUGCAAGAACAUAAAGCCCCAACUCGAGAAAGCCGCCGCGAGAAUCAAGAGCGAAAAGGUCAACGGGAUACUCGCCGCGGUGGACGCCACCAGGGAGCGCGAGCUGGCGGCGCUUUUCGGCGUGAAGGGCUACCCCACCCUGAAGUACUUCCGCUUCGGGAAGUACGAGUACGACGCCGGCCACGCCCGCCAGGAGGACCAGAUCGUCCAGUUCCUGAAGGACCCGCGCGAGCCUCCGCCGCCGCCCCCGCCGGAGAGCUCCUGGUCCGAGGAGGAGUCCGUGGUUCGACACCUGACCACUUCCAACUUCAAGAGCACCCUGAGGAAGAUCAAGCACGCCCUCGUCAUGUUUUAUGCUCCAUGGUGCGGCCACUGCAAGAACGCCAAGCCGGAGUUCACCAUGGCCGCGGAGCACUUCUCCGACGAGCUGAGCGUCCUGUUCGGCGCGGUCGACUGCACCAGCGAGGCGCAGCUCUGCCAAAACUACGAGGUGGCGGGCUACCCCACGUUCAAGUACAUCAGCCACUACGACAGGGAGCUGAUGAGCUACGAAGGCGGACGCAAGGAAGCGGAUUUCAUCGCGUACAUAAACGGGCAGCGGGGCGUUCACGACGCGCCAAAGAGGCGCCUCCCCACCAACCAGGAGGCCGGAUUCGGGACCAACGUGCAGCUCGCCACCGACGACUUCUUCGAAACGAUAAUCGCUGCACCGAUGCCCACCUUCGUCAUGUUCUACGCCACCUGGUGCGGCCACUGCUCCGAGGCGAAGCCGGCGUUCAGCCGCCUCGCCACUCGUAUGUUGGAGGAGGGGGGGCGCGUCAAGGUUGUCGCCGUGGAGGCGUCCGAUAACCCCAAGGCGGCGGACUUCGCCCAGGUGCAGACGCUGCCCACGUUCAAGAUGUACGUGGCCGGCGCCCACGUGGCGGACUACCAGGGCGACAGGAGCCUGGAGGACAUGCUGCGCUUCUGCAUGCACCACUUGACCAGGAGGGACGAACUG